This is a messenger RNA of Hibiscus syriacus, 1016 nucleotides long. Its product is annotated as mitochondrial import inner membrane translocase subunit TIM17-2-like. NCBI's taxonomy places the organism in Eukaryota, Viridiplantae, Streptophyta, Magnoliopsida, Malvales, Malvaceae. The record is from RefSeq and is a predicted model, not a curated record. Bases 175 to 876 code for a protein of 233 amino acids. Gene Ontology annotation, biological process: protein import into mitochondrial matrix. The transcript has 2 exons. Gene Ontology annotation, cellular component: TIM23 mitochondrial import inner membrane translocase complex; mitochondrial inner membrane. Gene Ontology annotation, molecular function: transmembrane protein transporter activity.
CCUGGUUUGGCCUUUUAGGGUUUAUGGUGUACUCGGUGUUUUCAUUUCCUCUUUGCUUCAUAAAUUAAAAUCCAAAUCUUUUUUGGCGUUUGAAAUCCUUGCUUUUCACUGAAGAUCGAGGGAAGUUUGGAAAUUAGGGUUUGUUAAUAGAAAAGAAACCGUCUUUUGCAAACCAUGGGGACCCCAGAAACAUCUAGAGAGCCAUGCCCUGAUCGAAUUCUCGAUGAUAUUGGUGGCGCUUUUGGUAUGGGUGCGGUUGGGGGUGCAGCCUUCCACUUCAUAAAAGGCACAUAUAACUCCCCAAGCGGUGCUCGGUUGAUCGGAGGAACUCAAGCGGUGCGCAUGAAUGCCCCUCGUGUAGGUGGUAGCUUUGCUGUUUGGGGUGGCCUUUUCUCCACCUUUGAUUGCACCAUGGUUUACCUUCGACAAAAAGAAGAUCCAUGGAACUCGAUUAUAGCCGGUGCUGCCACUGGAGGGUUCCUUUCGAUGCGUCAAGGACUUGGUGCUGCUUCGAGAUCAGCAGUGUUUGGUGGGGUUUUGCUUGCUUUGAUUGAAGGAGCUGGGAUCAUGUUGAAUAAGUUCCUCAGUCAGCCACAGAUGCCUAUUAUGUUCGAAGAGCCAGCACCCAAUGUAGCCGGCAUGCCUGGAUAUCCAAUGGGACAAUUGACAAAUCAAACCUCUGCCCCUGCAUCAGUUGACAGCUCGAGACAGGGUUCAUCUUCGUCUUCAUCCCGGUCAUCAAAUUCUUCGUCUUCAUGGUUUGGAGGUCUUUUUGGUGGUGGAAAGCAGCAGGAAUCAGCAACAGGUAGUGGAAGUAAAACUGAGGUUUUGGAGAGCUUUGAUGCUCCUCCGGUGCCAUCGUUUGAGUACAAAUGAAAUGGUGGCUAGCCAUUUUGGUCGCUCUUAGCUUCUGAGCCUAACCCUAAGUACUUGUAAGCAUGCCCUGUUUUACAUGGCUUAGAAGUGUUUGAACUUAAUUUCAGUAUAUUGAACCAGUAGUUGAAGUAAAUAUUCCU